GAUUUCUUGCAGAGGACAGAGCUGCAGACUGACCUCUCAAAGCUAUGAUUUUUACUUUAACCUGCUUCAUGUUUCUCCACACAGUUGGAAAUCCUGCCAGCUGUGUGUCACCAAAUGUUCAUGAUGACCAACUGAUGUCCAAUCAGAGCUUAAGGGGCAUGUCAGUUGGAAAUGCGACAAAUUAUGAGUGUUCAAAUUGUUCUAAUCAGACAUCAAAUCAGACUUCCGAUAACAAAGCCUCCAUAUGCAGCUAUGAGAAUAUUAUAGACCACCUAGGUCUGACCAAAUACAAGGAUCGUUUUACCAUGAGUAGACCUGUCAAAGAUCAUAAAAAUAAAACAGUCAUAUACCUUGAAAUGGAGGUCUAUGCCAUUCUGGAUGUGAAAGAGACAGAUCAGACAUUCAUUGCAUAUGUUUGGAUUUACAUGGACUGGGGAAAUGACUACGCUAAAUGGAAUAAAGAGGACUUUUGUGGAAUUUCAGCCAUAAUAGUUCCGUCAGAGGCAUUGUGGAAGCCAGACCUAACGAUUGAAGAGAUGAUCGAGAAGGACAAAUCACCUCCAAGUCCUUUUCUAAAGAUAUAUCAUAAUGGAACGAUUGAAUUUAGAAAUGACCAGAUUGUGAUCAGCACCUGCAAGAUGCAUGUUUAUAAAUUCCCCUUUGACAUUCAGAGCUGUAACAUCUCCUUUAAGUCUUACUUGUAUGGAGAAAAUGAAUUGGACAUUACAUUCCAAGAAAAUAGUACAGAAAUUACUAAGUGGUCUCGUGAUGUUAUGGCGACAGAAUAUGAGUGGGUGUUUGUCAACAUGUCGGUUUUCAAUACUACUGUGAACCAUUUUGAGUUCCCUCAAACCGUGGUUAUUUACACUAUAUUUAUGAGGAGGAAGUCUGUUCUUCAUUUUGCUAGUUUUGUGAUGCCUGUCCUCUUCUUCCUGUGUUUGGACUUUUUCUCCCUCCUGAUGCCGCACAAUGGAGGGGAGAAGGUUGGCUUCAAGACCACUGUGCUCCUAGCAAUCACAGUGAUGCAACUUAUUUUAAUUGAGAUUCUACCAUUUACAUCAAGCAAGAUUCCUCUUAUAGUGAUUUACUGUAAUGGGAUUUUUGGGCUGAUGUUGCUCAGCCUCCUGGAGACUAUUGUGGUGAACUAUCUAGCAGAGAAGGACUCUGCAUCUCAGGACGAGCUAAAGGAAGGCUUUCAUUGUGCAUCCAGGUUUCCUGAGGUGGCUAAUAAAUCACCAUUUACUGACCAAGAGGGCACCAACAACCAACUGACUAAGAUAUUCCUGGCUGUGGAAAAGGUCUCAGACGAGCUGCAGGAGAUGAAAAAAUCAGUGACAUUCCUGAAAGAGCCAAAGCCCGGCUAUUGGACAGAACUCGCAAAAAGAAUUGACAAGUUUUUCUCGGUUUUAUAUGUCACAGCAGUUCUUGUGUUUUUGAGUGUUCUCUUUGCCAAGUGGCUCACAUAAGCAGACAAAUGGAGAAAAGGAUUAAACAUGUUUAAGUUGGUGUUGCAUUGCAAGACUAUAACAUUGGAACAUUUGAAGCUAUAUUUCAGACAAGUCAAACCUGACUUAGACUUAGACAACUUUAUUUGUCAUUUUGUAUGUACAGAGUGCAUACAGAACAAAAUUUUGUGCAUACAA
Fundulus heteroclitus (mummichog) is the source of this 1643-nucleotide messenger RNA. Its product is annotated as 5-hydroxytryptamine receptor 3A-like. Gene Ontology annotation, biological process: regulation of membrane potential; chemical synaptic transmission; monoatomic ion transmembrane transport. The record is from RefSeq and is a predicted model, not a curated record. NCBI's taxonomy places the organism in Eukaryota, Metazoa, Chordata, Actinopteri, Cyprinodontiformes, Fundulidae. Bases 45 to 1466 code for a protein of 473 amino acids. Gene Ontology annotation, molecular function: extracellular ligand-gated monoatomic ion channel activity; neurotransmitter receptor activity; transmembrane signaling receptor activity. Gene Ontology annotation, cellular component: membrane; synapse; neuron projection. The transcript is spliced from 12 exons.